AACGAUAUUCGGUUGUAUAUACUUUUCAAAAAAAAAAAAAAUAAUUUUUACGUAUUCUAACGAGCGCACACACAACGUCUAUUAACAAUGGCUGAAGUUGAACAAUUUGCUUUUCAAGCUGAGAUCUCUCAGCUUAUGUCAAUUAUUAUCAACACAUUUUAUUCAAAUAAAGAAAUUUUCCUUCGGGAAUUAAUCUCUAACGCUUCUGAUGCUUUGGAUAAGAUCCGCUAUGAAUCACUUACCGAUCCUUCAAAACUUGAAUCUGGACGUGACUUAUAUAUCAAAAUUAUCCCUGAUAAAGAAAAUAAAGUGCUUAUCCUCCGAGAUACUGGUAUUGGUAUGACAAAGGCUGAUUUAGUAAACAAUCUUGGUACUAUUGCUCGCUCCGGUACUAAAGCUUUCAUGGAAGCUCUACAGUCUGGUGCCGAUAUAUCUAUGAUUGGUCAGUUUGGUGUGGGUUUCUAUUCUGCCUAUUUGGUUGCUGACCGCGUGCAAGUUAUCACUAAACACAACGACGAUGAACAAUACAUUUGGGAGUCUGCUGCCGGUGGUUCCUUUACCAUUACACGUGAUCCUAAUCCAACGCUUGAACGCGGAAGUGAAAUUCGACUCUUUUUGAAGGAAGAUCAGCAAGAAUAUCUUGAAGAACGCAAAAUUAAAGAAAUCGUUAAAAAACACUCUGAAUUUAUUGGCUAUCCAAUUCAACUUGUAGUUGAAAAAGAAGUAGAGAAGGAAGUCGAAGAUGAGGAUGAGAGUGAAGAGAAAGAAGUCAAAGAGGGCGAAGAAGAAGAACAAAAAGCCAAGAUUGAAGAAGUAGAGGACGAAGAAGAAAAGAAAGAAAAGAAGAUGAAGAAGAUUAAAGAAAAAACCAAGGAAACCGAAGAACUUAACAAAACCAAACCAAUUUGGACCCGUAAUCCUGAUGAUAUCUCGAAUGAAGAAUAUUCAUCAUUCUAUAAAUCACUCACCAAUGAUUGGGAGGAUCAUUUAGCUGUCAAACACUUUUCUGUUGAAGGUCAACUUGAAUUCCGUGCAAUUCUCUUUGUUCCUCGUCGUGCUCCUUUCGAUCUGUUCGAGACAAAAAAGAAACGUAACAACAUCAAAUUAUACGUCCGUCGUGUCUUUAUUAUGGAUGACUGUGAAGACUUAAUUCCAGAAUACCUUAAUUUCGUAAAGGGUAUCGUGGAUUCUGAAGAUUUACCUCUCAAUAUUUCUCGUGAAAUGCUUCAACAAAAUAAGAUUCUCAAAGUUAUUCGUAAGAAUAUAGUGAAAAAAUGUAUGGAGCUCUUCUCAGAAAUUGGAGAAGACAAAGACAACUUUAAUAAGUUCUACGAAGCUUUUGCCAAGAACAUUAAACUUGGUAUCCACGAAGACUCCACCAAUCGCGCCAAAUUAGCAGAAUUCCUUCGUUAUUUUUCAACAAAAUCUGGUGAUGAAUUGACUUCCCUAAAAGAUUACGUUACGCGUAUGCCAGAAAAACAAAAGGACAUUUACUACAUUACUGGUGAAAAUCGUCAAGCCGUAGAGAAUUCACCUUUUGUUGAAGUACUCAGAAAGAAAGGUUAUGAGGUCUUACUUAUGACCGAUCCCAUUGAUGAAUAUUCUGUAUCACAACUCAAAGAAUACGAUGGAAAGAAAUUAGUAUGCAUUACUAAAGAAGGUCUUGAACUCGAUGAUGAUGAAGAAGAGAAAAAGAAACGUGAAGAAGAAUCCAAGGAAUUUGAUGACUUAUGUAAACAAAUCAAAGAAAUUCUUGGAGACAAAGUCGAAAAGGUUCUUGUUUCAAAUCGUAUCUCAGAAUCACCUUGUGUUCUCGUUACAGGUCAAUAUGGCUGGUCUGCCAACUUUGAACGUAUUAUGAAAGCACAAGCCUUAAGAGAUUCCAGCAUGGCUUCUUAUAUGGCGUCCAAAAAAAUUAUGGAAAUUAAUCCAAAUCAUCCAAUUGUUAAAUCUCUCAAGAGUAAAGUGGAAGCUGAUAAAAAUGAUAAGACAGUAAAAGAUCUUACAUGGUUACUUUUUGAAACUUCACUUUUGCAAUCUGGUUUCACUUUGGAGGAACCAUCAUCCUUCGCUGGUAGAAUCUUCAAGAUGAUUAAGCUUGGUCUUGAUAUCGGUGGGGACGAACCCGAAGAAAUGGAAACUGAAGAGUUGCCAGCUCUCGUUGAUCCUGCUGCUGCAGAAGCUUCUCAAAUGGAAGAAGUUGAUUAAAUUUAAUGAUAACAGUCCACUUUAACAUAAAUAAAUAAUUCAAAAAGGACAGUUUUUAAUUGCUUCUAUUUUAUAUUUCAACUCAAUCUAUUGUAUAGUUAUGUGUACUGCAUGGAAUUUGAUUUGCAAAUGCUUGGGCAUGUUGUGUGAUGUAAUUUAGAAUACGAAAAAUUUAUUAUAUAUAAUAAAAUUAUGAUUUACUGCUACUCUUAAUUU
This is a messenger RNA of Rhizophagus irregularis DAOM 181602=DAOM 197198, 2424 nucleotides long. RefSeq names its product Heat shock protein 83. The record is from RefSeq and is a predicted model, not a curated record. NCBI's taxonomy places the organism in Eukaryota, Fungi, Glomeromycota, Glomeromycetes, Glomerales, Glomeraceae. Gene Ontology annotation, cellular component: perinuclear region of cytoplasm; cytosol; plasma membrane. Gene Ontology annotation, biological process: protein folding; cellular response to heat; protein stabilization. Gene Ontology annotation, molecular function: ATP-dependent protein folding chaperone; ATP binding; ATP hydrolysis activity.